GAAAAAUGAUGGCGGCGUCCACGGAGCUGGCGCUGCUGGAGCGCUGGUUGGGGCUGCCCGGGCGCCAGUUCGGGGCGCGGGGCGAGCGCGGGGUGCCUGUGCUGCAGACCCACGAGGGCCCCAGCCUGGCCGGCCUGAGCACCAUCGCAGCACACCUGGUACGCCAGGCCAACCAGGAGCACCUGCUAGGGAGCACCGCCGAGGAGAAGGCCUUGGUGCAGCAGUGGCUGGAGUACAGGGUCACGCGCCUGGAAGGCCAAGCCAGCAAGGAGGACACACGGGCGCUGCUGAAGGACUUGAACUCAUACCUGGAGGACAGAGUCUACCUGGCCGGGCACCACCUCACGCUGGCUGAUGCACUGCUCUACUAUGGCCUGCACCGUUUCUUUGUGGAGCUGACGGUGCAGGAGAAGGAGACGUACCUCAACGUGUCGCGGUGGUUCUGUCACAUGCAGCACCUCCCGGGCCUACGGCAGCAGCUGCCCACCGUGGUCUUCAUCAGGAACCGGCUCUACGUGCCUGUGCACUAGGGCUGCCCUCGCCACACUGUCC
Messenger RNA from Suncus etruscus (white-toothed pygmy shrew), 552 nucleotides. RefSeq names its product eukaryotic translation elongation factor 1 epsilon 1 (gene EEF1E1). Bases 6 to 530 code for a protein of 174 amino acids. Gene Ontology annotation, biological process: positive regulation of DNA damage response, signal transduction by p53 class mediator. The transcript is spliced from 4 exons. Lineage: Eukaryota; Metazoa; Chordata; Mammalia; Eulipotyphla; Soricidae. Gene Ontology annotation, cellular component: cytoplasm; nucleus; aminoacyl-tRNA synthetase multienzyme complex. The record is from RefSeq and is a predicted model, not a curated record.